Molecule: messenger RNA, 3238 nt
Organism: Oryzias melastigma (Indian medaka)
Lineage: Eukaryota; Metazoa; Chordata; Actinopteri; Beloniformes; Adrianichthyidae
Gene: myo1ha
Product: myosin IHa
Exons: 31
Coding region: 1-3072 (1023 amino acids)
Biological process (GO): vesicle transport along actin filament; actin filament organization
Cellular component (GO): plasma membrane; actin cytoskeleton; vesicle
Molecular function (GO): ATP binding; actin filament binding; microfilament motor activity
Source: RefSeq, a predicted model, not a curated record
AUGGAGGGCGCUCUGACUGCCAGGGACAGAGUUGGAAUCCAGGACUUUGUCCUUCUGGAGGAGACCACCGAGGCGGCCUUCAUCAGCAAUCUGAAAAAACGCUACAGCAAAGACCUAAUCUAUACUUACAUUGGCACAUUAUUGGUGUCUGUCAAUCCCUAUAAGGAGCUGGAUAUCUACAACAAGAAGCAGAUGGACACAUACAUGGGAGUCAACUUUUUUGAACUUCCACCACACAUCUACGCGUUGGCAGAUAAUGCCUACCACACCAUGCUGACUGAGUUCAACAACCACUUCAUUCUCAUCUCUGGUGAGAGUGGAGCGGGAAAGACUGAGGCCUCAAAGAAGAUCCUGCAGUUUUAUGCGGUCAGCUGUCCCAGCACCACCUUAAUGAGCACCGUCAGAGACAAAAUGCUCAUGUCAAAUCCUGUCCUGGAGGCUUUUGGGAACGCCAAAACACUAAAAAACAACAACUCAAGUCGGUUUGGGAAGUACAUGGACAUUCAGUUUGACAGCCAGGGGGAUGCUGUCGGAGGCCACAUCCUGAACUACCUGCUGGAGAAAUCCAGGGUUGUACAUCAGAACCACGGAGAGAGAAACUUCCACAUCUUCUACCAGCUUGUGGAGGGAGCAUCCGACAGUUUGCUGCAGCAGCUGGGCUUGGAAAGAGACUGCCAACAUUACAACUAUCUAACGCAAGGGGAGUGUGCCACUGUCCCAUCCAUUAAUGACAAAAACGACUGGAAAUCAGUCAAAAAUGCCCUACAAGUCAUUGAAUUUGAUGAGGUCAACACUAAAUACUUGUUUGAGGUUGUUGCAAGUGUUCUUCACUUGGGGAAUGUUCAGUUUGACACCGGCAAUAAAGAUCAAGCACUUUUGAACGACAACACGGAGCUGCAGUGGGUUUCCAAACUCCUGGGUGUGGACGCCCAGAGUCUUCAGGAGGAACUUACAUUUAGGAAGAUUGAAGCCAAACGGGAGCAGGUUCUCAGUCCGUUCACUACGGAUCACGCCAUUUAUGCCAGGGAUGCUCUCGCUAAAGCUAUUUAUGGGCAGACCUUCACCUGGUUGGUCCACAGGAUCAAUGAGUCCACAGAAAACAAGGAUGCCUCUCAGAAAACUGUUAUAGGACUAUUGGAUAUUUAUGGAUUUGAGGUCUUUUACGUCAACAGUUUUGAGCAAUUUUGUAUCAACUACUGCAAUGAGAAGCUGCAGCAGCUUUUCAUCCAGCUGACUCUCAAAGCUGAGCAAGAGGAAUAUGAAGCGGAGGGGAUCGAGUGGGAAACGGUUCAGUUCUUCAACAACAAGAUUAUUUGCGAUCUGGUUGAAGAGAAACACAGAGGAAUCAUAUCAUUACUGGAUGAAGAGUGUCUUAGGCCGGGCGAUGCCACUGAUCUCACCUUUCUGGAGAGGUUAGAAGAAAAGAUGGGAAAUCAUCCACACUUUGUCACACACAAACUGGCUGACAUAACCACACGUAGGACGCUGGAGAGGGGAGAUUUCCGUCUCCUGCAUUAUGCCGGGGAGGUCACCUACUGUGUUGUGGGUUUCCUUGACAAAAAUAACGACCUGUUAUACAGAAACAUAAAAGAUUUGAUGUGUCAAUCCAAAAACGCCAUCGUCAGUGAGUGCUUCUCCAAUAUGGACCGAGGCAACAAACGAAGGCCAGAAACGGUGGCGACUCAGUUUAAGAGCAGCCUGCUGAAGCUGACAGAGAUGCUGGUGGCUAAACAGGCCUGGUACAUUCGCUGUCUGAAGUCUAACGAGUCCAAGCAGCCUGGUCAGUUUGAUGAAGCACUCAUCAGGCACCAGGUGAAGUACUUGGGCUUGAUGGAGCAUCUCAGAGUUAGGAGAGCUGGAUUUGCAUACCGGCGCAAAUAUGAGGACUUCUUAAAAAGAUAUAAGCCUCUGUGCCCAGCCACCUGGCCUCACUGGAGGGGGUUUCCGUCUGACGGAGUGGAGGUGCUGGUUCAACAUUUGGGCUACCUGCCAGAUGAAUACAAAAUGGGACGCACCAAAAUAUUCAUUCGUCAUCCCCGAACACUUUACGCCACAGAGGACGCUUAUGAGAGAUGCAAACAUGAACUGGCGACGCGCCUGCAGGCCAAAUACAAAGGAUACAAGGCGAAGGGAGAAUUCCGAAAGCAAAAGGAGGCCGCCACUAAAAUAGAAAGUUGCUGGAGAGGAACCCAGGCCAGGAAAGAGAGAGAAAAGAGAGAAUGGGCAAUAAAGGUCAUCAAAAAAUUCAUCAAUGGAUAUUUGAACAGAGGGGAGGCGAAAACCACAGAUAACUCCGAAUACUUGGCCUUUGUGAGGCAAAGUUACUUAAACAGACUCAAAGACAAUCUGCCAAAGACAGUUUUGGAUAAAACCACCUGGCUGACUCCGCCCUCUGUGGUCAAAGAGACAUCAGAGAUUCUGCGUAAGCUGCAUUAUCGUCUGAUGGUGAGGAAAUAUGUGAGAGGACUCACACCUCAGAGGAAGGCCCAACUUCAACUGAAACUUGUCACCAGCACUAUUUUCAAAGGCAACAAAGACAGCUAUCCACAAAGUGUCCCUCGGCCUUUUUUGGACACGAGAAUAAGUGACCAAGAAAUCAACCCAAAAGUUCUUCAGACAAUUCGCAACGAGCGGAUUAAGUACAGUGUUCCGGUGAUUAAAUACGACAGAAAUGGCUUCAAACCACGACCCCGGCAGCUCAUCCUCACUCAGACUGCAGCCUAUCUGAUCGAGGAAUCCAAAGUCAAACAGAGACUGCCGUACACAUCUCUUAAAGGGAUUUCAGUCAGUAACUUGACAGAUGGGAUUAUUGUCUUGCAUACUAGCAGCGAAGACCCCAAACAAAAGGGGGAUCUGGUUAUCCAGUGUGACCAUCUGUAUGAGUUCUUGACAAAGCUCUGCGUCAUUGCUAACAAACAGAACGCAGUCCGGAUUGUUCAGGGAAGCAUAAAGAUUGAAAUCCAGGCGGGGAAGGAAAGUGCAGUGAACUUCAGUACUGGGCAGGAGCCCAUGGUGUACAAAGCCAAAAACGGACAUCUUACGGUGGUUGCCACUCGAGCGAGGGUGAGGUAGGUGUGUGCGGCUGAAGGAGAAACUCAAUGAGCCCCUGCAUAUUUCAUCAGGAGACCCCUUGGCAGAGGAUCAGCUCCUGACCACAGAUACCUGGAGGAUCCAGUUUGAGUCAUUUGCUUAAAAAGAGCUCAUUUGUCAGCAAUAAAUGAGAUCAAAUACUUUUCCA